Molecule: messenger RNA, 2850 nt
Organism: Triticum turgidum subsp. durum (durum wheat)
Lineage: Eukaryota; Viridiplantae; Streptophyta; Magnoliopsida; Poales; Poaceae
Source: the annotation of a GenBank genome assembly
AUGGAUAAUUCUAUCACACCAUCCCAACUUCAACCAUCGGCACUAGAGGUGGAUAAGGAGGAUGGCAAGAUAAGCUUCUCCAAUAUGACGGAUGAACUAAAGUUGAUGGAUGAUUAUUUUGCAUCACUCCAACUGCAACCAUCAUCGCUGGAGGUGGAGCAGGAGGAUGGCAAAGUGAGACAACAGAAGAAGAGGAGGACAUCAACCAUGAGUGUGGUGACCGGGGUGAUGAGCACCCUUAGUGGCAAGCUUACCACUUUCAUCAACGAUGAGUACAAUAAGUGGAAAGAGGUAAGGAAGCAGGCGUCGUUCCUUGAGAAUGAGUUGAGCGCCAUACACGCUGCUCUUGAGCUGCCGGAGCUCAUGAAUGAGCUUGCUCCAGGGGUAAAAAAUUGGAGGGAUGAUCUCAGGGAGAUUUCCUAUGACAUGGAAAAUUGCAUUGAUGAUUUCAUCCGCCAAUUCGGGGGUGAGGAUGUUGAGGUAGGCUUUUUCACGGAGGCUGAUGAACUUCACAAGAGGUUGUGCGAGCUUCAUCGUAUUUCCAACCAGAUGGAAGAGCUUAAGACUCUUGCGGUAGAAGCAAAUGCUCGACGUGAGAGUUACAAGGUCGAUGAUUGCAAGCCUAGCUUUGGCCCCGUGGCUGUCGACGCUCGCAUGCCAGCGGUCUACCAGGAGGCGGCUAACCUUGUGGGCAUUGAAGGCCCUAGAGAAGAGGUUAUCCUUUGGUUGAUGAAUACUCAGAAAAAACUAAAGGUUGCGUCCAUUGUUGGUUUUGGAGGCUUGGGUAAAACUACACUUGCCAAACAAGUGUUUGACAAGAUCAAAGGGCAUUUUGAUUGUGUGGCAUUCUUUUCGGUUUCGCAGAGGCCUUAUUUGAGAGGGCUUCUCAAUCGCCUACAAUUGAAACUUGGGAUAAAUGUCUCUUCUCACGAUUGCGGGCUUGACGACAUCAUUGAAGAGCUAAGGAAGUAUCUCACAGAUAAAAGGUACCUUAUUAUAGUGGAUGACUUGUGGGAUCAAUCAGCCUGGAAUACUAUUAGUAGUGCUUUUCCAAAAAAUGGAAAUGGGAGUAGAAUAAUUGUAACCACACGAGUGGAAGAUGUGGCUGGUAUGGCCUGUCACAAUAACCGUGAGUGCAUUUAUACAAUGAAGCCCCUCAGUGAUCAGAACUCGAGAAAGUUAUUCUUCAAUAGGGUAUUUGGGCCCGAAGUUGUUUGCCCACGCUAUCUUGAAGACGUCGGGGCUGAAAUCCUGAAGAAGUGUGGUGGAUUGCCGCUUGCAGUUAUCACUAUAGCUAGCCUAUUAGCUACUCAACGGGGAUUAAGGAAAAAGUGGGAGAACAUAAGGAAUUCUUUGAGUGUCCAUUCCGCCACAAAUCCUUCAUUGAAAGAGAUGAAUAGUAUAUUAAACCUUAGCUACACACAUCUUCCUCUUCAUCUCCGAAGAUGUUUUUUGUACCUUGGUAUGUAUCCUGAGGACCACAUCAUAUGGCGAGAUGAUCUGAUUAAACAAUGGAUAGCUGAAGGCUUCGUCAGCAGUUUGCAUGGGUCAGAUUUGGAGGCUGUUGGCAGGAGUUAUUUCAAUGAGCUUGUCAAUAGAAGCAUGAUUCAGCCGGCAGAAACUGAGUAUGGAGAGGUGUUGUCUUGCAGAGUGCACGACAUGAUGCUUGAUUUGAUCCUAAGCAAGUGUGUAGAAGAUAAUUUUGUAAGUGUGGCAUACAAUUCUGAGGACAUGGCAAGACAGCUGCAUUUCUGCAAAUACAAGGUUCGCCGAUUAUCCCUGUGCUCCACGGCUGUUGGUGGAGCAACAUAUGACACGGCUAUUGCUGCUAGGCUGUCACAAGUUCGAUCAUUACUGUUCAAUAAGCCUAUACUCCCUCUUUUGUGGUUCAAGUACCUCAGGGUUCUAAUCAUUUUGAAGGGGCACUAUGUGUCGGAGGAGAUAGUUGACCUCACCGCUGUUAGACAAUUGUUUCAGCUGAGGUGUCUGACGGUAAGUGCUUAUGGAAAAAUAAAGCUCCCUACUAAACUUGGCGAGCUUGUUUACUUGGAGACACUGGACAUAGAAAAGUGCAGACUGAUGGAGAGCAUCCCCUCAGAUAUAGUUCAUUUGCCCCGCCUGUCCUAUAUGCUUCUUCCAAAUUGGACAAAGCUGCCUGAAGGUAUCGGGAAUAUGAAAUCACUGCGGACUCUGCGAGGGCUUGACAUGGAAAAGAGCUCGCUGAAGUGUUUUAUGGGGCUCAGCAAGCUGACCAAUCUGAGUGAACUGCAUAUGUCAGUAGGUUUUAGUUUGGGGUUUCCAAACGUUGAUGCUUUGGCUUGCUCCAUUGGAAAGCUAUAUAACCUUGAAUCUCUGUUGGUCUCUGGCGAGCAUUAUGAGCGUGAGGAUAACCAGCAGCUGGGCUCAUUAUCCAAUCCUUCUCAACAUAUUGAGCGUCUUGAAUUGCCUUUUUGGCAGUUAUGGAGAGUUCCAAAAUGGUUGUGUGGUCUCCAUUGCCUGCGCUUCCUUAAGCUGUAUGUUGAAGAGACAUCAACUCAGGAUGUUCAUCUGCUUGGAGAGCUUCCCUCCCUCGUCGACCUGGAACUCUACGCAGGUGAAAUCCCUGAUGUAAGAGCUAUGUUAGGCACGGGGCUAUUCCCAGUUUUGGAGUCCCUAAAAAUCUGGUCUAGUAAAGACGCUACAGUGUACCUGGGCUUCGAGGCAGGUGCUAUGCCCAGUUUACGAACACUCUGGAUCUGUGCGUUCGACUGGGGUGGCACUGUACCAGCCGGCAUGGAGCACUUGUUAUACCUCGAGGAGAUCAAACUGUAUGGGGUCUGCAAUAAUAAGGAUGCCAAGCAUGUGGGCUAA